Messenger RNA from Phodopus roborovskii (desert hamster), 774 nucleotides. RefSeq names its product keratin-associated protein 10-11. NCBI's taxonomy places the organism in Eukaryota, Metazoa, Chordata, Mammalia, Rodentia, Cricetidae. The record is from RefSeq and is a predicted model, not a curated record. The transcript has a single exon. Gene Ontology annotation, cellular component: keratin filament. Bases 71 to 520 code for a protein of 149 amino acids.
CGCACACUCACUCAAGACACUCACAGGCACUCAACACACUCAUACGUUCCCAACUCCAUCCAACCCCACCAUGGCCACCUCCACCAUGUCUGUCUGCUCUGACGCUUGCACCAACUCCUCCUGGCAGGUGGAUGACUGCCCAGAGAGCUGCUGUGAGCCCAGCUGCUGUGUCCCCAGCUGCUGUGUCCCCAGCUGCUGCCAGCCCAGCUGCUGUGGCCCAUCCUCCUGCAUUACUCUUGUCUGCACCCCAGUGAGCUGUGUGUCCAGCCCCUGCUGCCAAUCUGCCUGCUGCACACCCUUAUGCUGCCAGCAGUCUAGCUGCCAGCCAGCUUGCUGCACCUCCUCACCCUGCUGUGUAACCCUGUGCUGCAAGCCUGUCUGCUGCAAGCCAGUCUGCUGUGUCUCCAUCUGCUCUAGCUGCCAGCCAGCUUGCUGCACCUGCUCCCCCUGCCAGCCAUCCUGCUGUGUGCCAGUUUGCUGCAAGCCUGUCUGCUGCAAGGCUUCCUCCUCAUGCUGCUGACUGUCCAACUGUGAGCCUGAUUCCCAUCCACUUUCCCUGACCUAUGGUCCUGCUGGAUGCUCUGGGCCCACUUGCUCUUACCCUUCCUUCACCAGCCCAGCCAGGUCUGGAGCCCGAGUGUCCUCCAGCUACUCUCCUACCUCAGCUCCUAAAAAUGCUGGUUGUUCCAACCAUUCCCAAUCUGGCUGGUUUGGUUCUGCUAUCAGCUGUGUUACUCUUGUCCUCUGAGCACCAAUAAAACCUCUUCUGUCCCA